This is a messenger RNA of Anoplophora glabripennis (Asian longhorned beetle), 1571 nucleotides long. RefSeq lists its product as uncharacterized. Bases 53 to 676 code for a protein of 207 amino acids. The record is from RefSeq and is a predicted model, not a curated record. The transcript is spliced from 2 exons. Lineage: Eukaryota; Metazoa; Arthropoda; Insecta; Coleoptera; Cerambycidae.
CUGGUUGGUGCGACGCUAAGUCAGUUUAGUAAAAAAAGGUGCGGACAUCAACAUGCACUCACUGCUACUGACGUCGAUAGUGCCCCUGUUCCUGCUGGUGGGCGUGGCCCUUCCCGGCUACAUCCCCUACCACAUGGACACCGCGGCCCUGCAGCCAAUCGUCACCACCUCGCAGGAGCGCCGCAUCUGCGCCGAGCUGUGCAUGACGGGGCUAGGAGGGACCCCCUGCGGCGAUGACUGCGUGGAUUUCACCCCCCAGGGCUUGCCCUUGCAGUCCCUCAACGGAUCGACGACUGUUAAGUUCGGCGUCGCGACGCGCCACGAGGCCUGCAUCGUCCUCUGCGAGAACCAGCUGGGCGAACCGCUAUGCCACUGCAACGAGACCACCACGGGGAAGGUCGCCAAGAAGCCGGACUUCAUGCAGGUAUGCGGCUUCUUCUGCGUGCGCUACGACUACCGCAUCUACGGCUGUCAGACGUGUUCCUUGUACAAGAACGCGACGGAGGCGAGGAUGCUGAGCUACGUAGGGGUGUCCACCAAUUCCGAGGACGACGACGACGGCGGGGAAGGCGAGCCCGUGGUCAACUGGGAUCUGUGGUGCCAGAACAUGUGCCAGGAGGGCAACGGCGGGGCCGCUUGCAACUGUGAUCUGCUGCCCAUGAGCCUGGAGAUCUAAGGAGGCUUUAAUUUUUCCUGUCUAAAUGUAUUAGGGAUUGCUAAUCGAAUGUAGUAGUGUUAAGUAUGUAUAUUAUUUUUUGGAUCGUUGUUUGCAUUCCGAUUCGUUCACCCCAGCGAUUUGUGCGGCAGCUGACGAUUUUAGGCAUGGUAAGAAUUCAUAUGUCAAAACCAGAUACGUCCUGACAGUCAUCCAAAAAGUUGUAGCUAUUAUGUGGAAGAUGUAAAACUAUUUCGAAUAAGCUUAUAGUGCCUAAAUAACUUUAAAAUUAUUAUUUCCAGGAAAUAUUAUCUUAUUGGCCGUAUGUAAUUAUUUAUUUGCAGCAUUUUCCGUUACCCGUUUAUUUGAUUAGGACUGCAACACGGAAGAGGAAAAAAUGUUAAAUAAAUAACAUCUUGCACCAGAAUGGACCAGUCAAUUUUAUAAAUUUAGUUUAGCCUGACCGGAAAUAUAUCGCACUGAAGAAAUAGGUAAGUAAUAAUUCUUUACGACUACUGAAACUAAUUACACAGUUAACACUCUGUUUUCGUUAUCAAAACCUUAGUUAAACUUUAAAGUGUUGAUGUGUAUUAUAUUUCAAUGAUUAUUGUGUAGUCCUGAUCCAGAAGAAUUACCUACUUUUCCAGUGUGUGAUAUUUCUGUUUAGGCAAAAGUGAAUUUGUAAAACCUCAUUUUUGGAGUAAAGAAUUUAAAAUUUAAUUUCGAGUCGUCAAAAUAACAAAUAAAAGUCUUAUGAGGAAAAGUCCAGAAAAGCUUUAUUUUCGAGAUACUUACAGGGUUUUUGUAUUUGAAAAAAAAUCGUACGUUUUCAAAAAUAUCUCUGAAGUUCUUUGACGGAGAGUGAUAUAACGCAGAACUGUAAUAUACAGGAUGGUCCCGAGGUAAUGGGCCAAAA